Molecule: messenger RNA, 1102 nt
Organism: Actinia tenebrosa (Australian red waratah sea anemone)
Lineage: Eukaryota; Metazoa; Cnidaria; Anthozoa; Actiniaria; Actiniidae
Source: RefSeq, a predicted model, not a curated record
AGUGCAAACAAUUAAUCUGUGAAACAUGAAAUUGAUUCUGUUGUCUUACUGGUCAAAGAGGCCCAAGUUACAGUAUUUGCACUGUAACUCCUCUAUCCUCAUUCAUUGAUAUGGCGACUGGACGUGUCUCUAUGUGCUGCAUAUUUUUUUAUGUGGUAGCAAGACUUAUAUGCCUUAUAGAACAGCCUGGAUUUGCCUGUAAUAACUCUAAGGAGUUUUCUUUUCAUCUGUGGAGAACUUUUAAAGUGAAUCUCAAUAUUUGCCCUCGCCUUAUCGAUGGAAAACCUAGAGUAUACUCUCAUCGUGACUUCACCAGACCAGCGAGCUAUAUGGCCGGCCUUCUACUUUUAUGUGGUGACGUUGCCACUCAGCCCGGUCCUUAUAAUACCAAACCAAGUCCUAUUCACUGCUCCAACAUAAAGUGCUUGUAUAUGAACUCUAGGAGUGUUGUAAGCAAACACAGUGAGCUCCAAGCGUUAUCUAUUGGACAAGAUCUCAUAUUUUGUGUUGAGUCAUGGCUCAAGGAACACAUUCGGGACUGUGAGCUGCUCCCGUCCUCUGAAUUUACUAUACACAGGCGAGACAGGAAGGACAGAAGAGACGGAGGAGUUUUUCUGGCAGCACGAAACAAUAUAAUGAGUAUUCGCAGAAAAGAUCUAGAGACGGACGCUGAAAUUUCGAGCACUACAAAACUAAGCUUAGUACUUACAGACCGCCAUAGUGUGAUGCUCAUGCAAUAGUUUAUAAGUUUGUUUACAUAAGUAUUCUUAAGUUUUAGGCCCGGGUCAGGCACCAUGCUUCACGGCAGGUUGAACCGAAAAGCAUUAUUUUUGGGACUGUACGUUCCGCUUUGGGUUCGGCUCAUGUGGGGUGCGGCGUUUUACCUGGGACUUAAACAGACAUAUUUUAUAUUUUCUUAAUURACGUAAGGAGUUGAAUUUCAAUUGGGGCUAUCGCCCUGUUUUCUUCUCCGGCCGCCCAUAGCUUUGUAUGUUGUGUAUUAUGUUUGUGGCAAAUUCCAAUAAACUAAACUAAUCCUUGAUCUUUGAAUGAGACAUUUUCUGGUCAAAAUCCGAACUUGUGUCCUUCAGUGGAUUUUUUA